CCUCAAUUUCCCGGGAGUUCUGCAAACCAUAAAAACCGCUGCAUUUCACAAUCAAGCUCUUGUUUCUUGUUUCUUAAAAAACCCGAAAGUCUCAAACUUUGGUCUGGUUUUUUAAGGAUAUGCAGGAAGUGAGUUUAUUGGGAUUCCGAAAGCAAGAACUGUCGGAUGUCGUCGGAGAAGCUCCUUGCCACCGGUUUUGUGCAGUCCGAUGCAGUGAAUAUGAAUGUGGGGUCUUUCUCCUUCACCCCGAUUUUCGAAGAGCUUCCGGUGGCCACCAUCGUGUCGGUUUCGCGGCCCGAAACCGGAGAUAUUAGCCCCAUGCUUUUGUCUUACACCAUUGAGUUUCAGUACAAGCAGUUCAAGUGGCAGUUGCUGAAGAAAGCGUCACAGGUUCUCUAUUUACAUUUUGCUUUGAAGAAACGCGCGAUAAUUGAGGAGUUUCAUGAGAAACAAGAACAGGUUAAAGAAUGGCUGCAUAGUAUAGGAAUAGUUGAUCAGACAGCGGUAGUGCAAGAUGAUGACGAACCAGAUGAUGGGGCGGUCCCUUUACAUCAUGACGAAAGUGUUAGAAACAGAGAUGUUCCAUCUCGUGCUGCUCUUCCCAUCCUCCGUCCAGCAUUAGGAGGCCAGCAGUCCAUUUCCGACAGAGGGAAGGUUGCAAUGCAGGGUUAUUUGAACCAUUUUUUGGGGAACAUGGAUCUAGUCAAUUCUCGAGAGGUCUGCAAAUUUUUGGAGGUGUCGAAGCUCUCCUUUUUACAGGAGUAUGGACCAAAGUUGAAAGAAGGUUAUGUUAUGGUGAAGCAUCUACCAAAAAUUACCGGGGCUAACUCUGAUGUGAAAUCAUGUGCAUACUUAUGUCUUGAUUGUUGCAGCAACAACUGGCAAAAGGUGUGGGCUGUUUUAAAACCUGGGUUCCUGGCCUUACUGGAGGAUCCUUUUGACACCGAACUUUUAGACAUUAUUGUUUUCAAUGUACUGCCAGAUUCCAAAGAAAUUGGACAGUCUAAAAUAUAUUUGGCUAAUCAAAUAAAGGAACGUAACCCUUUGCGCUAUACAUUUAGGGUUGCUUGUGGAAAUCAAAGCUUAAGGUUAAGAACCACUAGCAAUGCUAAGGUUAAGGGAUGGGUUACUGCAAUAAAUGAUGCUGUUUCAAGGCCUCAUGAAGGUUGGUGUCAUCCUCAUCGGUUUGGUUCCUUUGCUCCUCCAAGGGGUUUGGCCGAUGACGGGAGUCAAGCUCAAUGGUUUGUAGAUGGAGAAGCAGCAUUUGAAGCUAUUGCUACUUCUAUUGAAGGUGCAAAAUCCGAGAUUUUCAUUACUGGCUGGUGGCUUUGCCCAGAACUGUAUCUUAGACGUCCGUUUCAUAGCAAUCCAUCUUCUCGGCUUGAUGCAUUACUAGAAGAAAAGGCUAAGCAAGGAGUUCAGAUUUUCAUUCUUCUCUACAAGGAGGUUUCUAUUGCCUUAAAAAUCAACAGUUCUUACAGCAAGAGAUUGCUUUCUAACAUUCAUGAGAAUGUGAGAGUAAUGCGCUAUCCUGACCGUUUCCCCACAGGCAUUUAUUUAUGGUCACAUCAUGAAAAACUUGUCAUUGUUGAUUACCAGAUUUGCUUCAUGGGAGGAUUAGACUUGUGCUUUGGCCGCUAUGACACGGUUGAACACAAAGUGGGUGACUGCCCUCCUCAUAUAUGGCCGGGAAAGGAUUAUUAUAACCCAAGAGAAUCUGAACCAAAUUCUUGGGAGGACGCAAUGCAAGAUGAAUUGGACCGUGAAAAGUAUCCGCGUAUGCCAUGGCAUGAUGUCCAUUGUGCUCUUUGGGGACCGCCCUGUCGUGACAUUGCUCGGCACUUUGUUCAGCGUUGGAACCAUGCUAAGAGAAACAAAGCUCCAAAUGAACAAACAAUUCCGCUACUUAUGCCUCAGCACCACAUGGUUCUCCCCCACUACUUGGGAAGAAGUAGCGAGAUAGACAUUGAGAAGAAAAACAAAGAAGAAAACCAGAAUGGAAUCUGCAGAGAGAACUCUUUUUCCUCGCUAUCACCAGUGCAAAAUAUUCCAUUGCUUUUGCCUCAAGAAGAUGGUUUGGAUGCUCCUAUUGAAAACCAAAAGUUAAGCGCUGUGAACUUGAAUCAUAAUCUUUUUGACCAGCCAGCUGAUGAUCUAGACCCUGAUACACAGAUGAAAGGUUUCACAGAUGACCUUCAUUCUAAGGAUCUCAAAAGUGAAGCAAAUUUAAACAUGGCACAUUCUGGCUCGACAACUUCAGAUGAAUCGUCAGAAAGUUCAGAGGGAGGUGAUCAUGCUGUUGCUGCUGAUGAUUACGGACAAAUAGGUCCUCAUACUGCAUGCCAUUGUCAGGUUGUGAGAAGUGUGAGCCAGUGGUCUGCUGGAUCUAGCCAAACUGAAGAUAGCAUACACAGCGCUUAUUGUUCUCUCAUUGAGAACGCAGAACAUUUUGUCUAUAUUGAGAAUCAAUUUUUCAUAUCAGGUCUUUCAGGGGAUGAGAUUAUACAGAAUCGUGUCCUGGAAACGUUGUACAGGCGUAUUGUGCUAGCAUACAAAGAACAAAAGUGUUUUAGGGUUAUUGUUGUCAUACCACUAUUACCCGGCUUUCAGGGUGGUGUGGACGAUGGUGGUGCAGCUACCGUUAGAGCCAUAAUGCAUUGGCAGUACCGUACCAUUAGCUGGGAAAAACACUCAAUACUGCAUAAGCUCAAAGUUAAGCUUGGUCCUAAGACACACGAUUACAUUUCUUUCUAUGGUCUGAGGACAUAUGGAAGACUUUUCGAAGGUGGCCCUGUGGCAACAAGUCAGGUUUAUGUACACAGCAAAGUGAUGAUAAUAGAUGAUCGUAUUUCCUUGAUUGGAUCAUCUAAUAUUAAUGACAGAAGUCUGCUCGGAUCAAGAGACUCUGAGAUUGGUGUAGUGCUUGAGGACAAGGAGUUUCUUGAAUCAUCUAUGAAUGGACAACCAUGGAAGGCCGGAAAAUUGGCGUAUAGUCUCAGGUGCUCGCUGUGGUCCGAGCACCUUGGUCUCCAGGCAGGGGAGAUAAAUCAAAUCAGUGAUCCUGUAUCAGACACAACAUACAAGAAUCUGUGGUUAGAAACUGCGAAGGAAAAUUCAAUUAUUUACGAAGAUGUCUUUUCUUGCAUCCCUAAUGAUUCUAUUCACUCAAGAGCUGCUCUCAGACAAUGCAAGGCUCAAUGGAAAGACAAACAUGGCCACACAACGAUCGAUUUGGGAAUAGCCCCCGAGAAGCUGUUGGAGUCCGGCAAGGAUGGAGAGGCGAAAGAAACAGAUCCGAUGGAAAGACUGAAGCAUGUAAGGGGGCAUCUCGUUUCCUUCCCUUUAGAGUUUAUGCAGCAAGAAGAUUUGAGGCCAGUUUUCAAUGAAAGUGAAUUUUAUACAUCCCCUCAAGUAUUUCAUUAGGUAUGAUUUUCCAUUGAUCUGAAAUUGAUGUGUAAAUAGUAGGAACAAUCUGUUGACUUGAAAUUGUACAUAGUUCCACAUAAAAAUCGAUUGAGAUAUUAACACGGGGGAUAUGUCAAAUUAACAAGAA
This is a messenger RNA of Malus domestica (apple), 3553 nucleotides long. Its product is annotated as phospholipase D zeta 1. Gene Ontology annotation, cellular component: plasma membrane. Gene Ontology annotation, molecular function: D-type glycerophospholipase activity. Lineage: Eukaryota; Viridiplantae; Streptophyta; Magnoliopsida; Rosales; Rosaceae. Gene Ontology annotation, biological process: intracellular signal transduction; phosphatidic acid biosynthetic process; phospholipid catabolic process. The record is from RefSeq and is a predicted model, not a curated record.